Aspergillus puulaauensis is the source of this 1029-nucleotide messenger RNA. RefSeq lists its product as uncharacterized. Lineage: Eukaryota; Fungi; Ascomycota; Eurotiomycetes; Eurotiales; Aspergillaceae. The coding region runs from base 1 to 1029 and encodes 342 amino acids. The record is from RefSeq and is a predicted model, not a curated record. Gene Ontology annotation, cellular component: cytoplasm. The transcript has 3 exons.
AUGUCUGUUCCUAUUAGAACCCUUGGCCGCAAUGGACCUCAGGUGUCCUCCGUCGGACUAGGCCUCAUGAGUAUCGGUGGAAUCUACGGCGCAGCUCCCAGUGACGAGGACCGACUGGCCCUCUUGGACCGUGCCCAUGCCAUUGGACAAAGGUUUUGGGACACCGCCGAUAUCUACGCAGACAGCGAAGACAUAAUUGGGACAUGGAGAGCCAAGAACCCUGAGAAAGCAAAGGACAUCUUCCUGGCGUCGAAAUUUGCCAUCCAGAGACAGGGCGGGUUUCGCCAGGUGCUUGACACCAGCCCCGAGUAUGCAAGGACCGCACUGGAGAAGAGCUUGAAGCGUCUGCAGACCGACUCGAUUGAUCUGUACUAUGUUCACCGGGUCGACGGAAAAACGCCAAUUGAGAGGACCAUCGAGGCAAUGGUACAAUUCAAGAAAGAAGGCAAGAUCCGGUAUCUGGGUCUCAGCGAGGUAUCGGCCGACACUCUUCGCCGAGCCCAUGCCGUUCACCCCAUUUCUGCGGUGCAGAUCGAGUACAGCCCGUUUGCCCUUGAUAUCGAGGACCCGCGGAUUGGCCUGCUCGAGGCAUGCCGUGAACUGGGUGUCGCCGUCGUUGCCUACAGUCCCGUCGGCCGUGGGCUCUUGACAGGCAGAUAUGCAACUCGAGAGUCGCUUACCAAGGAUGCAUUCCUAAACAUUCUGCCCCGUUAUUCGGAGGAGAACUUCCCUGCGAUCCAGAAAUUGCUCGAGGUGAUCAAGAGAGUCGCCCAGCAAAAGGGCAUUACUCCUACCCAGACUACCCUGGCCUGGCUGCUGGCUCGUGAACCUUCUGUUAUUCCGAUUCCUGGAACACGGUCUAUCAAGUACCUGGAAGAGAAUACAGCCAGUGCCGAUAUUCACCUUACGGAUGAAGAGAACAAACUCAUCACCGAUGCCGCCAACGCCACAAAGCUCGUGGGUGAUAGAUAUCCUAGCGCGUUGAUGCCUGAUAACUAUGAGUUUGGGGACACACCAGCAUUGGACUGA